Molecule: messenger RNA, 985 nt
Organism: Lobosporangium transversale
Lineage: Eukaryota; Fungi; Mortierellomycota; Mortierellomycetes; Mortierellales; Mortierellaceae
Exons: 1
Coding region: 129-656 (175 amino acids)
Source: RefSeq, a predicted model, not a curated record
UUUUUCUUUUUUUUUUAUUGUUCUGUAGACACACCAUCUCUCUUCCCAAUCACUUUUUCAACAAAGAACAAAAGAGCAACCACUCCUUCCUAAAACUACCUUCAUCUCUCCUACACCUUACAUCUAACAUGAAGUUCAUUGCCACUCUCGCUGUUGCCGUCUCCUCUUUGGCCGCCAUGGCCUCUGCUGAUAUGUUGCAGAUUAACAACCCUACCGUCAACACUAUCUGGAACGCAGGCAAAACCGAAUACGUUGCCUGGACUGGCAACUGCGCUUCCAUGGGCCCCGCAGGAAAGAACGUCACUGUCGAGAUCGUUACCGGGCCCUCGACCUCUGUCCGUCACGUCGGCAACAUUGGAACUGUUGAUUGCUCAGGAAGCAACAGCACUGCUAACGUCAUCAUCCCUGAGGACUUUGCCUCUGGCCAGUAUGCUUUGAUCAUCUUGACCGAGCCUGAGAAGUCCUACACCAAUGCUUUCACCAUUAACAACCCCAAGGUGGCUGCUCCCCCAACUACUGCUCCCCCAGCUUCUAAUCCUUCUGGUUCCGGUUCUACUGCCCCUAAGGAGGAAAAGCCCAGCAGUGCUGGAUCCUUGGGUGCCAAUACCUUCUUGGCUUUGACCGGUGCUGCCACUGCCGCAUUCUACCUUCUCUAAAUUGAAAUUGAGAAAAGAAAAGAAAAGUGGGAGGCAUCUGAGAGAGGGUAGGGAUCAAGCACAAUGCUUGAUCCAAGCAGUUGUUGAUUCUCUGUUCCUGAUUUUUUUUUUUUUUUACUUUGUCUCCAUAUCCGGGUUACACCAACCCAUUCACUCAACAAGACAAAGGAAGAAAAAUUACAAGACAUGGAGGCGAAGCAACAACCAUUUCCUUCAUUUAUUAGAACGUGUACACCUACUUGCUCUUUUGUUCACCUAGAAAAAAAACAGACAUUAUAAUCUUUCAUUACACCAUUUUGCUUUUUUUUUUUCUUGUUUCUACUGUAAUA